UCGAGGUUUUAAACCCAUUGUGGCAUGUCGAUAUUUUAAAGAAUCGACCUUUUGUUUUGGAACCAUUUUUUCCUUUAUUCGCUCGUCUCUCUUACUUUUACAUUGUCUUUUUUGUUUGAUUAAAUUUCCAGUUUUUUAAGUUACAAAAAAUAAAAAUUUGUCUCAACUUUAAUCUUCAACAUGUCUUCACAUCAUGCCAAAAUUCGGAACAAAUUUCGUAAACGUCAUCACAAUUCCAACGAAGAGGAUGAAAAUUCUUUAAUUGUUUUUGGAUAUUCUUCCAAACUUCACAAAACUGAAAAUAUUUUUUCUGUUGGAGAUGAUUUUCAAUCAACUUCCUCGUCUGUAGCUUUUGAUGAAAACAAACAUUUGAUCCCUUGGAAUGGAGAUGAAGAAUUAAAAAUUGAUAGGUUAGUUGGGAAAUAGUCAAAAAAGUUGUGUUUAUUUAAAAUUGUUUGAUUGAUUUGACGAGAGGGAGGAAGAGGAAUUUCUUCACUUUUUUCAGGUGAUUUUUUUUAUUUUUUUUUCUAUUUUGUAUUUUCUAAAACAUUUAAUAGCUUUUAGUCUGUUUAUUGUUUAGGUUUUUAUUUAUUGAAGGCCCUAAUAAAAUUGUCUUUUUUUGGCGCAGGGCAACAGACUCAACUCCUAUUUUGACGACUUGAUUCUCUAUCGAAUGAGCCGUGUCUCUACCGUUUUUAGGUCG
Molecule: messenger RNA, 703 nt
Organism: Meloidogyne enterolobii
Lineage: Eukaryota; Metazoa; Nematoda; Chromadorea; Rhabditida; Meloidogynidae
Source: the annotation of a GenBank genome assembly